CUUCAUUUCUUCUGCGCAGUGAAGCGAUUUGUACUCGUUGUGUGGAUGUUUGUAUUACCAGAGGAUAUAACAGUUAAACGCGAAAACAUGAAAUCGGCAGAUUUGAAAUCGUCCAACGAAACAAAAUUCAAUGGCGUACGUAACAAUCGACAUAAAGAACGUGACGUGACGCAAGAAGAAAUGCAAGUGUUAUUAUGCAAGCUUAAAGAACUGGUACCUAAUAUGCCUAAGAACAAAAAAUUAUCCAAAUUGGAGAUAAUACAAUACGUUAUCGACUAUAUCGUCGACUUACAAAUAGCGUUAGAGAGUCACCCAACGUCUAGACCGACCAGCGCCAUUGCUACAAGUCCGAAUCGUCAGCCAUUGGGUGUAUUAUCUACAGGAACUAACGCUGUAGUUAAUACGUGUGCGGCCCAGGAGGCUUGUCACACGGAUAAAGUCCCGAGUCAUCUAACUGAUUUAGUUGGAACUACACCGCGACCUGUUUCAUGCUAGAAUUUUUUGAAUAAUGCAACAAAAAUCCCCAACAUCAGAGGCUCGAACAGGUGCGAAUUUCCUGUCCAACAAACCUGAAAUAGUCCAAAGGCCUGCUACUUAUUCAAGUGUCUCGAACGAAGAGGACGAGGAAGCUCAAAUCAGGAUAUACUGAAAAAAAAAAAAAACAAACAAAUCCUUACUGUACCUGAACCAGGCAGGACAUUUUAAGAAGAAUGAGUGUAAUAUAUAUACAUAUUAUAUAUAUAUAUUAAACAAAAUGAAAGAAAUAAUUAUUAUAAAUGUAUAAAAUGAGAUUUUAUAUGUAUAUUAUGUUUUGAUCUUAAAAAAAAAAAAAAAGAGAACGUGCAAAUCUUGUGGCUGUGAUCCUGUGUAUAGAAAAAAUUUUUUUUCCCUUGGUCGAAAUAUGAAUAUAAUGGGACACUAGCUAUAGUCCUCAGUGAGGAAGUGCGCAUACUAAUAAGGAAAAAAAAGAAAUUGUCGCACGUGCAAAUAUUGUACAAAUUUCCUCAAUUUUUGUCUGCAAUGUGAUAACGCGAAUAUAUAUAUAAGCAGUUUUUAAAAAAA
This is a messenger RNA of Centruroides sculpturatus (bark scorpion), 1062 nucleotides long. Its product is annotated as DNA-binding protein inhibitor ID-2-like. Gene Ontology annotation, molecular function: transcription regulator activity; protein dimerization activity. The transcript has 2 exons. Gene Ontology annotation, cellular component: nucleus; cytoplasm. Bases 46 to 495 code for a protein of 149 amino acids. Gene Ontology annotation, biological process: circadian regulation of gene expression; cell differentiation; negative regulation of transcription by RNA polymerase II. Lineage: Eukaryota; Metazoa; Arthropoda; Arachnida; Scorpiones; Buthidae. The record is from RefSeq and is a predicted model, not a curated record.